CUGCAGGUGUUGCGGCUUCCCUGGAGGUCUCAGAGAGCCCUGGGAGUGUCCAGGUGGCCCGGGGCCAGACCGCAGUCCUGCCCUGUACCUUCACCACCAGCGCUGCCCUCAUUAACCUCAAUGUCAUUUGGAUGGUCAUUCCCCUGGCCAAUGCCAACCAACCUGAGCAGGUCAUUCUGUAUCAGGGGGGACAGACGUUUGAUGGUGCCCCCCAGUUCCAUGGUAGGGUAGGAUUUGCAGGCACCAUGCCGGCCACCAAUGUCUCCAUCUUCAUUAACAACACGCAGCUCUCAGACACAGGCACCUACCAGUGUUUGGUUAACAACCUUCCGGAUAGAGGGGGCAGGAACAUUGGGGUCACCGGUCUCACAGUUUUAGUUCCCCCUUCUGCCCCUCACUGCCAAAUCCAAGGAUCCCAGGAUAUCGGCAGUGAUGUCAUCCUGCUCUGCAGCUCAGAGGAAGGCAUUCCUCGACCAACUUACCUUUGGGAGAAGUUAGACAACACCCUCAAGCUACCUCCAACAGCCACUCAGGACCAGGUCCAAGGAACAGUCACCAUCCGGAACAUCAGUGCGCUGUCCUCAGGUUUGUACCAGUGCGUGGCUUCUAACGCCAUAGGAACCAGCACCUGCCUUUUGGAUCUCCAGGUCGUCUCCCCCCAACCCAGGAACAUUGGACUAAUAGCUGGAGCCGUUGGCACUGGGGCAGUUAUUAUCAUAUUUUGCAUUGCACUGAUUUUAGGGGCAUUCUUUUACUGGAGAAGCAAAAAUAAAGAGGAGGAAGAAGAAGAAAUCCCCAAUGAGAUAAGAGAGGAUGAUCUUCCACCUAAAUGUUCUGCCAAAGCAUUUCACACCGAGAUGUCCUCCUCCGAGAACAAUACAUUGACCUCCUCCAAUACCUACAACAGUCGAUACUGGAGCAACAAUCCAAAAGCUCACAGAAACACAGAGUCAUUCAACCACUUCAGUGACUUGCGCCAGUCUUUCUCCCUGCGCUCAGGCAAUGCCAACAUACCCACCAUCUAUGCUAAUGGGACCCACCUGGUCCCAGCUCCACAUAAGACUCUGGUAGUGACAGCCAACAGAGGGGCAUCGCCGCAGGUCAUGCCCAGGAAUAAUGGCCCGGUGAGCAGGAAGCCUCGGCCUCAGCACACACACUCCCACACCGUCAGCCAAGCAACCUUGGAGCGAAUUGGCGCUGUCCCUGUCAUGGUGCCAGCCCAGAGUCGGGCCGGAUCCCUUGUAUAGGACACAAGCGGAUAGAGUGCUCAGAAAAGAACCAGUAAGGUGCCCCCUACCAGGGGGCUGGUGUGGUGGGUGUGCUGGGAAAGAAACACUUUCCUUAUCAUGAUACCAGUAAAGAGCACAAAGAAGGAGGCUAAUGCUGUUACCUGCCACUGAGAUUUGUGAAAUGAACCAGAAUAUUCUGUCCUGAAGACUCGUUGUUUCCCCACCACAGAUGUCUCAGGAUCCUACUCAGUAAGCUGGAUCUCAAAGAUGUGCCAAGCCAAGAAAAUGAUGUAAGAACAGAACAGCACAUAAAAUCUAAACUGCAGUCCAGACGGGUUUGUUUUUUAGCUCAUGCCUAACUUAAUAAUUUUCCAAGAGACUCAAGUGCCAGAUGGAGUUUAAAUAAUGGAGUUAUUUUAAAGAUAGGUGUCUUUAGAAAAAAUAAUGAACAUCCUGGAAUAUCCCCUGCCUCUCCGUUCCCUCUUCAUGAGAGGGUGAAUGGCAUGAAUGGUUAAUAUUUGUCCCAACAGAUAUUGUCUGGCUCUUGUAUCACAGAAUCAGAACUUUUUACAUAGGCAAAAUUCAGUAAGAAAUGGGGGAAAACAAAAGAAACUUCUUCGAGAAGCCCGUUCAUAUUUAUUUCUGAACCAUGAAUUUCACAUUUGGAAUAUUGUUCUAUUGACAGAUUCUUGCCUGUCUAUGUUUUUCUAGGGCCUGGUACAGGCCCACGACAAUUACUGUUCAUUUUUUCCUGGGAAAGUAUUUUUUUAAAAGAAAACUAUUGGUUUUUAUAAAAAAAAAAAAAAUACACGGGUGACAUUGGACUAGGAAAGAAAAGACUCUCGUUAACCCCAUGUUCAGUGACUGUUCACUUGGUCCGUCAUGAAGGAGCGAGGUUGGGGGGGCAGCGCAGGAGCAGGAAGGCAGGAGGUCUAAGGGACUGGCGUUCCUGGCGGCCUCUCAGAGCAGGGCUUCCAGGUCGCCUGCUAUCACGCCAGGUUACCCUUAAUGAGGGCAGCACCUCAUGCCUUUUGUACCGAAGGAGAUAACUUGCUCCUUGUUUGACAAGUAGAGGUUAGUAGGUUGUUACAGGGCAGGAGCUGGAUUUUGUUUUUUUGUUUUUUUCAAAAUAACUAUUUUUGUGAAAGAUGAUACUGAGACGCAAAGGAUGUGUCUUUGGAUAUGCUCCUGGGAGGGUCUGCCCUGGAUUUGUAAGAGCUCAGGAUUGCAGUUGUGUCCAAAUGCAUUUUACACCCCUGUAAAGAGACUCCUUUUGUGGUUAAUUACCUGGUGUGGCUGGCCUUGGAGUUCACCGGGUGACUUACAAACUCCCCACUCUAUUUUGUGCUCUGUAGAUCUGGCCAUGCUUGGAUUGGUGACUAUCUCGCCUUAAUCACACUUUACUCAACACACAAAUGUUUUCUUCCCAGACUUUUUCCUAAAUUAUUUAUGAUACUGACCCCGUGGUUCCAUAAGAGCAUCUUUUCUUUUCCCAGUGUUGUCUCGCACUCCCUCUUCCCACUAUGCUCUUUGCCCUCUUUUCCUGGAAGUAUAGUCAUCACAGGGAGUGGCCUCCUGAUUUUCAGACUUAUUUGAAUAAACGGAAACCAGCAGCUGCUUCAUACACCAUUUUUCCAAGAGGGCUAAGCUCAGAACCUAACCAUUCCAAUAUUGGUGAAAAGCUGAAUUUACUUUAUCAUUACUUAUUUUUUUCAUUUGAUGGUUCUUGACUUUGUAAAAAAUUUAAAUAAAUGAAUGUCUAUACUUUUUAAUAAACAAAAGUGUGAAAAUACCAUGACACAGAGAUGAUGAUAAUAUCAGAUGUUUAGAAAACAUUUAUCUUGCAUUUCUUUAUUCUUUCUAAUUAUCUAAAAUUUAAUAAAAGUU
Molecule: messenger RNA, 3116 nt
Organism: Miniopterus natalensis
Lineage: Eukaryota; Metazoa; Chordata; Mammalia; Chiroptera; Miniopteridae
Gene: IGSF11
Product: immunoglobulin superfamily member 11
Cellular component (GO): cell-cell junction
Source: RefSeq, a predicted model, not a curated record